GAGUCGGAACUAAGUGACCCGGAAGGGCGCCUGGGGCAGGCACAGGGCUGGGCGGUCCCGCUUGGGGUCGCCUGCACCCCACAUUUUGGGGAGCGCCUGCGCCCAGCACUUUGGGGGGCACCUACAUUCCUCAUUUUGGAGGCGUCUGCACCCAUAUCUUUGGGGGACACCUGCACCAGCACCCUCCGUCCAGCCUCGCGCCCAGGGGCCUGCAGCAGGGAUGGGCAGGAAGGUGACCGUGGCCACCUGCGCACUCAACCAGUGGGCUCUGGACUUUGAAGGCAAUUUCCAAAGGAUUUUAAAGAGCAUUCAAAUUGCCAAAGACAGAGGCGCAAGAUACAGGCUUGGACCAGAACUGGAAAUAUGUGGCUAUGGCUGUUGGGAUCAUUAUCAUGAAUCAGACACCCUCCUGCAUUCGAUCCAAGUCCUGGCAGCCCUCCUGGACUCUCCGAUCACCGAGAACAUCAUCUGUGACGUGGGGAUGCCUGUCAUGCACCGGAAUGUUCGCUACAACUGCAGAGUCAUCUUUCUUAAUUGGAGGAUCCUGCUCAUCAGGCCCAAGAUGGCUUUGGCCAACGAAGGCAACUACCGGGAACUGCGAUGGUUCACCCCCUGGUCCAGGAGCCGGCAAACAGAAGAGUACUUCCUCCCACAGAUGUUACAAGACCUGACAAAGCAGAAAACUGUGCCCUUUGGAGAUGCGGUGCUGGCCACCCAGGACACCUGCAUUGGGAGCGAGGUCUGUGAGGAGCUCUGGACACCACACAGCCCCCACAUCGACAUGGGCCUGGACGGUGUGGAGAUCAUCACCAAUGCCUCGGGCAGCCACCAUGUGCUGCGUAAAGCCCACGCCAGGGUGGAUCUGGUAACCAUGGCCACCACCAAGAAUGGUGGCAUCUACCUGCUGGCCAACCAGAAGGGCUGCGACGGUGACCGCCUCUACUACGACGGCUGUGCCAUGAUCUCCAUGAACGGCAACGUCUUCGCCCAGGGCACACAGUUCUCGCUGGAUGACGUGGAGGUCCUGACUGCCACCCUGGACCUAGAAGAUGUCCGGAGCUACAGAGCAGAGAUUUCCUCUCGGAACCUGGCGGCCAGCAGGGUGAGCCCGUACCCCCGGGUGAAAGUAGACUUUGCCCUUUCCCACUGCGACUUGCUGGAGCCUGUAUCAGAGCCUGUGACGUGGACGUACCAUAGUCCAGAGGAGGAGAUAAGUCUUGGGCCCGCCUGCUGGCUCUGGGACUUCUUACGACGCAGUGGGCAGGUAGGACGUCCCCUUCCUAGCCUGCUCCCUACAUGUUCCUCUGAUUCGCAGGUGCUGGCAGAUGUUCAAGCCCUGGUAGAUGAGAGCACCUACACCCCUCAAGACCCCCGGGAGCUCUGUGGACGCAUACUCACCACGUGCUACAUGGCCAGUGAGAACUCCUCCCAGGAGACUCAAAGCAGGGCCACUGAGCUGGCUGGGCAGAUUGGAAGCCACCACAUCGGUCUCGGCAUCGAUUCAGCCGUGAAGGCCAUCCUGGGCAUCUUCAGCCUCGUGACGGGGAAGCACCCCCGGUUUGCAGCACACGGAGGGAGCAGCAGGGAGAACCUGGCUUUACAGAACGUGCAGGCGCGGAUCAGGAUGGUCCUCGCCUACCUGUUUGCUCAAUUGAGCCCCUGGUCCCGGGGUGCCCGAGGAAGUCUUCUGGUACUCGGAUCCGCCAACGUGGAUGAGAGUCUCCUGGGCUACCUAACCAAGUAUGACUGCUCCAGCGCGGACAUCAAUCCCAUAGGUGGCAUCAGCAAGACAGACCUGAGAGGCUUUGUCCAGUUCUGUGCUGAGCAUUUCCAGCUUCCCGCCCUGCGGAGCAUUCUGUCUGCACCGGCCACUGCAGAGCUGGAGCCCUUAGCCAACGGACACGUGUCCCAGACAGACGAGCCCCACAACAGGUGGCUGAGAAGGUGAAAAGAUUUUUUUCAAAGUACUCCAUGAACAGACACAAGAUGACCACGCUCACGCCCGCAUACCACGCCGAAAGUUACAGUCCUGAUGACAACAGGUUUGACCUGCGGCCCUUCCUCUACAACACGACCUGGCCCUGGCAGUUCCGCUGCAUUGACAGACACGUUGUGCAGCUUGAAAAGAAAGAAUACGACAAUCUGGCUGACAUGAUCCAGGACCUAGACGGUUUGUCACUGCCUACAUGGAAGCUGCUCAGCCCCAGGGAUUCCAGCUAGUGGCCCCACCACUCCCAGUCAGCAAGUUCACAGCAACCCAGGUCUGGUUUCUCCUUUCAAGGGAGAGAGACAUUUUUCAUGUUGAUUCUGUAAAAAGAAGCUAAAAUAAAGCAAACAUGGCCUUUUAAAAUAAA
Nannospalax galili (Upper Galilee mountains blind mole rat) is the source of this 2354-nucleotide messenger RNA. It is a transcript of the gene Nadsyn1, whose product is annotated as NAD synthetase 1. NCBI's taxonomy places the organism in Eukaryota, Metazoa, Chordata, Mammalia, Rodentia, Spalacidae. Gene Ontology annotation, biological process: NAD+ biosynthetic process. The record is from RefSeq and is a predicted model, not a curated record. Gene Ontology annotation, molecular function: NAD+ synthase (glutamine-hydrolyzing) activity; glutaminase activity; ATP binding. Gene Ontology annotation, cellular component: cytoplasm.